This is a messenger RNA of Paralichthys olivaceus (Japanese flounder), 829 nucleotides long. Lineage: Eukaryota; Metazoa; Chordata; Actinopteri; Pleuronectiformes; Paralichthyidae. The record is from RefSeq and is a predicted model, not a curated record.
GUUUAACUUUGGGACUCUGGGCUUCUGGUUCCCCUGGUCUCUGGUGCUGCUGGUCUUCGCUGCUGCUCUCUUCACAUACACCGCUCUACUGCUGGUGUUGGCCGUGUGUCUGCUCACUGAGGGUCAGAGACUUUACCUCCACUGGUGCCACAAGACGGGCAUUGUGGUGACGUUGGCGUUCUCUGUCACAGUCAUCGCCGUCCUGUCUGACCUCUGGAGCAAAGAAUGGAAGACUCUUCUCCUCUCCCUGCAGGUGACGGCACCGUACCUCCAUGUGGCUGCGGUCUCACUGAUGGCGAUUCUCUCCUGGCCGAUUGCGUUACACUUCUUCCGCAUGAACAAGAAAGAGAAAUUACAUCACAUUAGGAAAAAACAUCAAUAUCGGACCAUUUCUAUUACAAACAUCGUGGGUUCCCUCUCUUACAUCCUGUGUCCUCAUGCUCCUAAUCUCAUCUGCAGUUAUGAUGGAGUCCCCUUCCUCAUGCACGACUCCACUCUGAGGAGAACCACUGACGUAGCUGAGGUUUUCCCAAACCGAACGCACCUCGAUCCCUCCAUGUUCACCUGGGCCGAGCUGCAGCAGCUGAACGCCGGCCACUGGUUCUUAUCGAAGGAUCCAUUCGGUACCGUGUGGUCCCUGUCCGAGGUGGACCGCUCGCAGGCCCAGAACCAGUCUGUUCCCUCACUGGCCCAGUUCCUGGAGGUGGCAGCUCGUAGUGGCAGGCUUGUAAUUUUUGACCUGCGUAGGCCACCGCAUGGACAUCCCUACAGUGAUUCAUACAUCAGCACCACGCUGCAGGUGGUGCAGGCCCACAUCAACUCCUCACAG